AUGGUUCUCAUUGAGAAUCAAGAAUACCUCUGCGAAGAGGAACAGCGCCUCAAGCAGGACCGCGAGCGCACCGCCUACUGGAAGCGAUGGGGUCCCUAUGUUGCCGAGCGACAGUGGGCAACAGGUCAUCAUGAUGGAGAUGCUUGGAGUCAUUUCACGCACGAUAUGGCACGGUCGCGUGCUUUCCGCUGGGGCGAGGACGGUAUCGCUGGCGUCUCCGACUCGCACGGCUUUCAGAACAUUGCAUUUGCUUUCUGGAAUGAGAAAGACGAUUUCCUAAAGGAACGACUUUUCGGACUGUCGAAUCCACAGGGCAACCACGGCGAGUCGCUCAAAGAGUGCCAUUUCCACUUGGACAACACCCCAACUCAUUCGUACAUGAAGUUUCUCUACAAGCUACCACAGCGGAAAUUCCCCUACGAAGACCUCAUCGAGACCAACGCAAAGCGAACACGGCUCGAGCCCGAGUACAAUCUAAUAGACACUGGCAUCUUCGAUGAUGACCGAUAUUGGGACAUAUUCAUUGAGACUGCCAAAGAGGCCGACGACCCGGAAGAGCUGUGCUUUCGAGUUACAGCAUACAACCGCGGUCCGGAGCCCGCUCCACUGCACAUAGUGCCUCACUGCUGGUUCAGGAACACUUGGGCGUGGGGUCACGAAGAUCCGAAGUUAAAGCCUUCUAUUACUAAGAUUGGCCCAACGACUGCUCAGUCAAAACACCACAAGCUCGGAGACCGAUACUUCCAGCUUUCACCGUCUCCCGGUACCGGUCCAAGCGGCGAGGACAUCCAGCCUGAGCUGCUCUUUACCGACAAUGACACCAACUACAAGGGCAUAUGGAAGGUCGAGAACAAGACGCCAUAUGUCAAGGACGCUUUCCAUCGCUACAUUGUAGAUGAUGAAAAGGACGCUGUGAACCCCGCCAAUACGGGCACCAAAUGUGCUGCGUGGUACGCUUUCGAUGAAGGCGAGGGCGUCCAGCCUGGCGAGUGUGCAGUAGUCCGCUUCAGGCUCUCGCGAAAAGACGACGGCUAUCUCGACGAAGAGCUCUUUGACGACAUCAUUGAGCAACGCCGUGCAGAGGCGGACGAAUUCUACUACAGGAUAAGCCCUCUUCCCAUUGCGGAUGACUUGCGCAAUGUCCAGCGCCAAGCAUUUUCCGGUAUGAUGUGGUGCAAGCAAUACUACCACUUCAUCUGGGACCAGUGGGCCAAUGGUGAUCCGGCCAUGCCUCCUCCGCCACCUGAACGAAAGGCAAUAAGAAACAAAGAGUGGAAACACAUGUACCUGGACGAUAUCCUUUCCAUGCCUGAUUCCUGGGAAUAUCCAUUUUUUGCUGCCUGGGACAGCGCCUUCCACUGCAUUACACUGGCGAUGAUUGAUCCCGAUUUUGCUAAGAAGCAGCUCGAUCUCUUUACGCGCGAGUGGUACAUGCAUCCCAAUGGCCAACUUCCGGCUUACGAGUGGAACUUUGGUGAUGUGAACCCUCCAGUUCACGCCUGGUCAUUAUUCAGGGUGUUCAAGAUUGAACGUAAGAUGUAUGGACGCGAGGACUUUGACUGCCUCGAGCGCGUGUUCCAGAAGCUGUUGCUCAACUUCACCUGGUGGGUCAACCGAAAAGACGCGGACGGAAAGAACAUCUUUGAGGGUGGCUUCUUAGGUCUUGACAACAUUGGCGUCUUUAAUCGUUCCGAUCCUUUGCCGACCGGUGGUGUUCUGGAGCAGGCUGACAGCACUGGCUGGAUGGGCUUCUACUGCCUGAACAUGCUGAACAUCUGUCUCGAACUUGCCAAGAGACGCCGCAUCUACGAAGACAUGGCUUCCAAGUUCUUCGAGCACUUCCUUAUGAUUAGCGACGCUAUGCAGUUCCGCAGCGAGGGCGAGUCGAAGCCACUAUGGAACGAAGAGGACGGCUUCUACUACGACGCCAUCUCGUGGGGUGGCCCAUGGAGUCAUCAGAUGCCAGUCCGUUCUCUUGUUGGUCUUAUUCCCCUCUAUUCGACCAUGACACUUGAACCGGAGAUCAUCAACAGAUUGCCCAGUUUCAAGAAGCGUGUAGAAUGGUUCAUUGCCAAUCGCCCAGAGCAAUCGAAGCGUAAUAUUCACACGCUGUCCAAACGCGGUCAGGGCAAUCGCAUGCUCCUGUCGCUUGUCAACGAGGACCGUCUCAAGCGAAUAAUGAAGAGGAUGUUGGACGAAGAUGAAUUCUUGGCUGAUCAUGGUAUUCGAUCACUCUCAAAGUACCACAAAGACCAUCCUUACUCCAUGGAUGUCAACGGCGAAAAGUACGAGGUGGCCUACCUGCCGGGUGAUUCAGACAGCGGCCUUUUCGGCGGCAACAGCAACUGGCGAGGCCCGAUCUGGCUGGCGGUAAACUUUCUGCUUAUCGAGUCUUGUCAAAGGUUCCAUCUCUACUACGGCAACAACUUGAAGGUUGAGUGCCCUACAGGUUCUGGUGACUAUAUGCAUCUUGGUCACGUAGCAGAAGAGAUUCAGCAUCGUCUCCAGCAUUUAUUUGCCCGCGGAGAUGACGGCAGGAGGGCCAUCAAUAACGGAAACGAGAUGCUCGACUUUGACCCCAACUGGAAAGACUACAUGUGGUACCAUGAGUUUUUCGAUGGCGACACUGGACGCGGGUUGGGAGCGACACAUCAGUGCGGCUGGACCGGCCUGAUUGCGAAGAUGAUUCAUGACACUGGCAUGACUUGUCGUCUCCCACAGACACCACGCACGCCAACUGGUGCUGCAAGCCACUACUUUGACGAUGUCUUUACGCCUGCAGGCAAACCGGCCAAACGCCAUGCUCUUCGUCGAUCAUCAACAAGCCGUAGCAUCGGCUUCCGAAGUGACUGGGGAGAGACGUCGACCAAUGGUGAAGAAGAGUAUGAUGAUGAAUCAGGCCCGAUGAGGCGUAAGAACUCGGUCGGCGUGUUAGACCAAGCGGCGCUUGAGCAAAAGUCAGCCAUGGAGGAUCGCCUGAACCAUUACGUCAGCGGACAGCUCCAGCGUAUCAAGAAGGGCAUGCAAGACUACGAGCCGGACGAGCUGGAGACGGUGGAUGAUGCUCACGACACACGAGGCAGAAACGGAAACCGCAAUGGGCGUAAACGCGACGAUGGCGAUUACUUUGAGCAAGAUCCGUACUUUAGCAAAUAAGCCAUGAAAAAGCAUGGUGGAUACGACGUGGUUGUUAGAGGAUGCAGUAUUUGGUAGACUGGGCAGUCACCCUGUGAGGGUUAGAUCCUAGACUCAUGAUAGAGGCACAGUAGACGCAGAGUAUUUGUUUUCUCCACACACUGGUGGCGUUGAUUCCUUUGAUGAUUUGCCGCCUGACAAAAGUAACCAUAUAGAUAAUGCGUGGCGUACCUAAUAACACACGAAGUGUAUCGUGUGUCAAUGAGAUGCAUGUGCCUGUUU
Bipolaris maydis ATCC 48331 is the source of this 3417-nucleotide messenger RNA. Its product is annotated as Six-hairpin glycosidase-like protein. Gene Ontology annotation, biological process: protein N-linked glycosylation; oligosaccharide metabolic process. NCBI's taxonomy places the organism in Eukaryota, Fungi, Ascomycota, Dothideomycetes, Pleosporales, Pleosporaceae. Gene Ontology annotation, molecular function: Glc3Man9GlcNAc2 oligosaccharide glucosidase activity. The record is from RefSeq and is a predicted model, not a curated record.